Molecule: messenger RNA, 1218 nt
Organism: Eruca vesicaria subsp. sativa (arugula)
Lineage: Eukaryota; Viridiplantae; Streptophyta; Magnoliopsida; Brassicales; Brassicaceae
Source: the annotation of a GenBank genome assembly
UGCAAACAGAUACAGAUCAAAGGAUGAAUCUUAAUUUGAAUCUCUCCAUAGCAAAACCCUUGUCAUUAUUUCUCGAUGAAGUGUCCAACAUCAAAGACAAUCAUUCCAAACUGUCUGAAAUCGAUGCUUAUGUCGGUAAACUGGAAAAAGAAAGGAAAAAGAUCGAUGUUUUUAGACGAGAGCUCCCUUUAUGCAUGCUCUUAGUGAACGAAGCAAUUGAGAAGUUAAAGGAAAAGGCUUCAUCAGUGAUGAUGGCAUCAAACGGUAAAUUCGAUGUGGGUCAAGGGGCAAAACUGGAAAGUGAUAAUAAUAAGAAGAACUGGAUGAACUCUGCUCAGUUGUGGAUCUCCAACUCUAACUCGAGAAACGAAGAAGAUCGGUGUGUGACACAAACUCCAUUUCAGACAUGUAAUAAUCUUAAUCAGGGAGGGGCAUUUCUGCCAUUUCACCCUCCUCCACCAGCAGCUCCUCUGUCUAUCAUGACUCCAAUGAUGGGCUCUAGCAGAACUGAUCAGUUGCAUCAAUUAAACAAACCUUUACAGAGUCAUCAUCACAUUCAGAAGAAAGAGCAGAGAAGGAGAUGGUCACAGGAUCUUCACCGUAAGUUCGUUGAUGCUCUCCAGAAGAUUGGAGGGUCACAAGUGGCAACACCAAAGCAGAUUAGAGAUAUGAUGAAAGUUGAUGGUUUAACUAAUGAUGAAGUCAAGAGCCAUUUACAAAAAUAUAGAAUGCAUAUCCGUAAGCAUCCUUUGUCAACCUCGGAUCAGCCUGUUUUGUUAGAUAAGGAAACACAGAGCUUAAUAAGUUUGUCGAGGUCAGAUUCUCCACAAAGUCCGCUUGUUGAUAGAGGUUUGUUUUGUAAUAAUGGUGGGCAUAGCUCAGAAGAUGAAGAGGAGGAAGAGAAAUCUGAUGGACGUAGCUGGAGAAGUGAGUCAGAUAAGAAGAGACAAGCGUUGGAUCUUGAGCUUUGAAAGAUCAGUCAUAUAAUACUUAUGCUUAGUGUGUGUGAUGAUGCAUCAAAAAUCAUAAUACUUCACAGGAGUAAACCGAUAAAUCAAAAAUUUUGUUUAAUAAUUAGUCUCAGUCAUGUGAAAGUGAAUCAUUGAAUCUGUUUGCUAGUUACCUUGGAAAAUAGAGGAUGAAGACAAUCAUAACCUUUGUCUUUUGCAAUGCAUCAUUUUCUCCAAUCUACCUAAUUUGAGAAUAAUAAUGUAAAAG